GCCCGGCCUCGGGAGGGGUCUCAGGGACCACAGCACGAGCCGCCAUUGAUCCCGCGUCUGCCCGGGCCGAGACCGGCGCUGACCCUUGACUCGCGUCCUUGCCCUUCACCUUCGCAGCAGCCCUGCGAGAAGAUUUGUGGACUGGCGCAGCCCCUGCCAGUGAUGGGAAGCAGUGCUAAGUGGCAGUGCUGAAGCUCUCUGAGUAUGAUUCGAAUUGCAGCCUUAAAUGCCAGCUCCACAGUUGAGGAUGAUCAUGAAGGAAGCUUUAAAAGUCACAAAACACAGACCAAGGAAGCCCAGGAGGCAGAGGCUUUUGCCUUGUACCACAAGGCCCUGGAUCUGCAGAAACAUGACCGGUUCGAAGAGUCUGCUAAGGCCUACCAUGAGCUCCUGGAGGCGCGCCUGCUGCGAGAGGCAGUUUCGUCAGGUGAUGAGAAAGAGGGGUUGAAACACCCCGGGCUGAUGCUGAAAUACUCCACGUAUAAGAAUCUGGCCCAGCUGGCAGCCCAGCGAGAGGACCUGGAGACCGCCAUGGAGUUCUACUUGGAGGCAGUCAUGCUGGACUCCACGGAUGUCAACCUCUGGUAUAAAAUCGGACACGUGGCCCUGAAGCUCAUCCGGGUUCCCCUGGCUCGCCAUGCUUUUGAGGAAGGGCUGCGGUGCAAUCCUGACCACUGGCCUUGCUUGGACAACCUCAUCACUGUCCUGUACACCCUCAGCGAUUACACAAGUGAGUUAGGCUUUGGUGCUUUCUCCCAUGUGCUCGUGUUUUGGGGACAGAAGAAGGAGGGCGGCUUGGGCAAGUUGGAACCCAAAGUAAACACUGGGGGCUUUCUGCCCACUGUCGGGGAGAAUGGAGAUGUUUUUGCAUCCUGCUUUGUUCUGCUUGUCUUUCUUAAUCAAGGUUUAUCAAGUGCAUUGUAGUAAUAAGUAGCUUGUUCUUUGA
Diceros bicornis minor is the source of this 946-nucleotide messenger RNA. Its product is annotated as calcineurin-binding protein cabin-1-like. The coding region runs from base 205 to 924 and encodes 239 amino acids. Gene Ontology annotation, molecular function: protein binding; nucleosome binding. The record is from RefSeq and is a predicted model, not a curated record. NCBI's taxonomy places the organism in Eukaryota, Metazoa, Chordata, Mammalia, Perissodactyla, Rhinocerotidae. The transcript is spliced from 6 exons. Gene Ontology annotation, biological process: chromatin organization. Gene Ontology annotation, cellular component: nucleus.